This is a messenger RNA of Labrus bergylta (ballan wrasse), 2749 nucleotides long. It is a transcript of the gene l3mbtl1, whose product is annotated as L3MBTL histone methyl-lysine binding protein 1. The record is from RefSeq and is a predicted model, not a curated record. Gene Ontology annotation, molecular function: zinc ion binding; chromatin binding; histone binding. Gene Ontology annotation, biological process: negative regulation of DNA-templated transcription. Lineage: Eukaryota; Metazoa; Chordata; Actinopteri; Labriformes; Labridae. Gene Ontology annotation, cellular component: nucleus.
CUUUUGACGUUACAUUUAAACCAUCUAGCAGUGACUGUACAGGGGAAACGCGCAUGCGCAGUCGCAGCCGAGAAGCCGCAGACGAUCGGAGCUGUGCCCCAAAGUAAGGGAAAGAUAAGAGUGCCACACUGAGCAUGGAGGCUCCACCUAAAGAACCUGAUUGCACCCCUUUGGAACCAUCCUCCUCAUCCCCCAGCAAGGUUGUUCUUAUCAGUGGGAGUGAGGAUGUGGCCAAGAACGCUCGACCACAGACACACACCACCACAGCUUUUCUCCUGCCAGCUCCUGGCCAUCAGAAGAUAGAGGUGACACCAGCUCUCGCAGUAGGAGAACCAGGUAAAAGAGGCAGGGCUAAUGAGACGGCCGCCCCCACCCUGACAGCACAGGUAGGAGGGGCUUGUAGCAUUGUCCAUGUCCUAGAGUGGAAGGAGGGAAUGGCCAUCCUGCCCAACAGCAACCUCAAGUUUUGUGUAAGUGAAGUAGGAACGCUAAGCACACUGAUCACCCCAGGGACCACCAGCAGCAUCACCGAACCAGCAGCCAGAACGUCUGUGAGAUCCACUGAUGCAGAAAGUUCUCCAGUGGGCAUGUCAGAUGUGUCGGCCCCUGGUGUCUCCAUGAGCGCUGUGACUGUUGAGCCAGAAAGGUUGUUGAUGCCAGGCAAACCUGAAGUCCAGAUCGGACCAGGACAACACAACCAUGAUCCACGAGCUCAAAGGACAUACGCAGAGGAGCUCCGCAGGGAGCCCAUUACUGACAAGAGGAUCAUCGGGGUAGAGAAGGUGCCAGCAGGUGGGAGAAUCUCAUCUCUUAACCCUGAUCAUCUGAAACCCAUGAGGAAGAGAAAGAGGAAAGAAUACCUGAGUCCCUCUGAAGAAGACUCUGACAUGGAAGGCACGGAUGAGAAAAUGGAUGAUUCUAAAGCAGACAUCAGACAAAUCAGAGCUGGAGACAGUAAGACAGAGCAGUGGACGUGGGCUCAGUAUCUGGAGGAAAGAAAAGCAAUUGCUGCACCUAAUCAGCUUUUCCAAGAGGCCCAGAGAGUGCCAACUGUAAAGAACGGCUUUAAACAGGGGAUGAAACUGGAAGGCAUCGACCCGCAGCAUCCGUCCAUGUACUUUGUCCUCACAGUGGCGGAGGUCUGUGGUUACCGGCUGCGGCUCCAUUUCGACGGCUACUCUGACUGUCAUGACUUCUGGGUGAAUGCAAACUCCCCUGACAUCCACCCUGCAGGCUGGUGUGAAAGCACGGGACAUAAACUGCACACUCCCAAAGGUUGUAAAGAGGAGGAGUUCACCUACAACUACCUGAAAAUGACUAAAGCACAAGUGGCGCCCAAAGAACUCUUUUCCAGUCCUGGGAGGAUCGACAUGGAGUGCGGUUUCGAGAUAGGAAUGAAGCUAGAAGCUGUAGACCGCAUGAACCCUUCCCUCAUCUGUGUAGCAACCGUGACUGAUGUGGUCGACGACCGUUUCCUGGUUCAUUUCGACAACUGGGAUGACACAUAUGACUACUGGUGUGAUUCCAGCAGUCCAUUUAUUCACCCUAUUGGUUGGUGCCAAGAAAGGAACCUCCCACUAACGCCACCGCAAGAUUAUCCAGACCAGAGCCAGUUUUCCUGGUCUCGCUACAUGGAAGAGACAGGUUCCAAGGCAGUGGCAGCUGAAGCCUUCAAAGUGCGGGCAGCCCACAGCUUCCAUCCUCAGAUGAAACUGGAGGCCGUGGACAAGAGGAGUCCUGGUCUGAUCAGAGUGGCUACAGUGGAGGAGGUCGACACUCAUCGCGUUAAGGUGCAUUAUGAUGGCUGGAGCCAUGUCUAUGAUGAAUGGAUGGACUCUGAUCACCCUGACAUUCACCCAGCCGGCUGGUGUGAGGCAACUGGUCACCCAUUGAAGGUUCCCCCGCGUGAAACCAAAAUACAACAACCACACGUGGUGAGGGAGCCUCCUGCUACAGGCCAGUCCACCUACCCCUCCUCUGUUCCUUGUAAGCCAAUCAGCCACCCCAAAACCAACAAGUACAGCUUCCACAACAGGAAGUGUCCGACCCCUGGGUGCGAUGGGUCAGGCCAUGUGACCGGCCGUUUCACAGCUCAUCAUUGUAUAUCUGGCUGCCCCUUGGCUGAGCGCAACCAGGGUAGGCUGAAGGCUGAACUGUCUGACUCAGAGUGCAAGAGGAACCUCUUCUUUGGACAACGGACCAAGAAAACCCACUACCGUGGCAGGAUUGGCCGUCCUCCCAAAUACAGGAAGAACCAACAGAGAGACUACCAGAAUCUGUCCUCAGAGGGUAUGUAUCCCUCACUCUUCAUGUCAGCUUUAAGCGGCCAGUCAGACAGGACUCUCUCACUUUGCUGGGAGCAGCACUGUAAGCUGCUUCCAGGUGUACAGGGCAUUCAUGCCAGCCAGGUGGCAGGAUGGGACAUUGAAGAGGUAUUCAGGUUUGUCCAGAAUCUAAUUGGCUGUGAAGAACAGGCUCGUCUCUUCAAAGAAGAGAUGAUCGACGGGGAGGCCUUCUUGCUGCUGACCCAGACCGACAUUGUGAAGAUCAUGAGCAUCAAACUAGGCCCUGCCCUAAAGAUCUCCAACGCCAUCCUCAUGUUCAAGAGCAUAGAUGAGGGACUCAAGUGAUCCCACCCUUCAACACUGAGGCCAUUGAGCAGCCAGUCAUCAUGUGCCAAAUUCAUACUGUUGCAGGAAAACGGCCCUGACUCCUUUUUUCAUGUGUUUGAUGUCCUUUACCCAUCAGA